AACAGAAAUCUAAAUCAAACCGUGUUGUUGAGCUGUUACCAUAAUAAACCUUUCCUUGUUUUCCUUUUUAUUCCCAUUUCAAAUUUCAAUCUACACUUUCUAAGUCAAAAAAAAAAAAAAAAAAAAAAAAAAAAACCCAUUAUGCAAGCUGUAAAUCAAUUCAAGCAAGAAGAACCUUUGUAGUUGUUGUUGUACUCAUCUUCUUCCAACUUUAUUAGUCUUGUACUACCACCACCACCUCACUCUCUCUCCUCUCUCUCUCUACACUUUCUCUCUCUAAAAAACCCAGUUCAAAACAUCCCAAAAACACAAUGCUGACACAAAUCUUGAACAUUUAACAAACAUCAACCUUUGAUCUAUGAUCUUUGAUCUUUUGCUUCAAAGUUUCCACCUUUCCUUCAAGAUUCAACAAACCCAUGACGGCGCCGUCGUUCAACUGGUGGCGGAGCGACAGACACCAUGGAACUCCGGUGGUGGUCAAAAUGGAAAACCCUAACAACUGGUCAAUGGUGGAGCUUCAAUCCCCAACAGAAGAUGACUUCUUAAACGACAACGUUUCAAAGGGUCACAACAAAAAUGCCAAACAACUCACAUGGGUUUUACUCCUCAAAGCCCACCGUGCCGCCGGCUGCAUCACCUCCAUUGCUCCGGCCACUUUCUUCCUCGCCUCCGCCGUACGCCGCCGCCUCUCCGCCGGCCGCACCGACACUGAAAAAACCGGCAAAACCGGUUCAAGAUUCUACCUUUUUAUAAAAAUAUUUCUCUGGGUGUCAAUAAUAUUAUUAAUCUUUGAGAUUUUUGCUUAUUUCAAAGGCUGGCAUUUCAGGGCUCCGGAUCUUGAUUUGGGGUAUUUGUAUUUGUUAAAAGAUGGUUUUUCGGUGAAGGGGUUGUUUGAUUGGGUUUAUUCGAGAUGGGUUUGGAUCCGGGUCGGGUAUCUUGCACCGCCGCUACAGGUGUUGGCAAAUGCUUGUAUUUAUCUGUUCUUGAUACAGAGUUUGGAUAGAUUGGUGCUUUGUUUGGGGUGUUUUUGGAUCCGGUUUAAGAGGAUUAAACCUGUGCCUAAAGAAAGGUUGCCUGAUCUUGAAUCUGGGGAUAAUGAGGGGUUUUUCCCUAUGGUUCUUGUUCAGAUCCCUAUGUGUAAUGAAAAAGAGGUGUAUCAGCAGUCGAUUGGUGCGGUUUGUAACUUAAACUGGCCAAAAUCCAAGAUAUUAAUCCAAGUUUUGGAUGAUUCGGAUGACCCGACAACACAGUUGUUGAUCAAAGAUGAGGUUCGUAAAUGGAAAAACGAGGGUGUGAAUAUUGUUUACCGACAUAGAGUUAUUCGAGACGGGUAUAAAGCCGGUAAUCUCAAGUCUGCUAUGAAUUGCAGUUACGUUAAAGAUUAUGAAUUUGUUGCCAUCUUCGAUGCUGAUUUCCAACCCAAUCCCGAUUUCCUCAUAAAAACUGUUCCCCACUUUAAGGAUAAUGAGGAAUUGGGACUGGUGCAAGCAAGGUGGUCGUUUGUUAACAGGGAUGAGAAUCUGCUAACACGGUUGCAGCACGUUAACUUAGCAUUCCAUUUUGAAGUUGAACAACAAGUGAAUGGGAUUUUCUUGAACUUUUUCGGGUUCAACGGGACGGCAGGAGUGUGGCGGAUUAAGGCGUUGGAGGAGUCCGGUGGGUGGUUGGAGAGGACCACCGUCGAGGAUAUGGACAUUGCCGUUAGAGCUCAUCUUCAUGGAUGGAAAAUGAUAUUUCUCAAUGAUGUUGAGUGCCAGUGUGAAUUGCCUGAAUCAUAUGAAGCUUACCGGAAGCAACAACACAGAUGGCAUUCCGGGCCAAUGCAAUUGUUUCGUCUAUGCUUGCCUGACAUCAUCAAAUCAAAGAUUAGCAUUUGGAAGAAAGCAAACAUAAUAUUCCUUUUCUUCUUACUACGAAAACUCAUCCUACCAUUUUACUCAUUUACCCUCUUCUGCAUAAUCCUCCCAAUGACGAUGUUCGUACCCGAGGCUACCCUCCCGGCUUGGGUCGUCUGUUACGUCCCCGCCACCAUGUCGAUUCUCAGCAUCCUUCCGUCCCCAAAAGCAUUCCCGUUUCUAGUCCCCUAUCUCCUCUUCGAAAACACAAUGUCGGUAACCAAAUUCAACGCCAUGAUCUCGGGCCUGUUCCAGCUAGGCAGCGCGUACGAGUGGGUUGUCACCAAGAAAUCCGGCAGGUCCUCCGAAGGUGAUCUUGUUUCGUUAGUCGAGUCGAAAGAGAUCCAACAGGCCGUGUCGGAACCCGAUCUCGAGAAACUCGAAGCCGAGUUGAAAGAAAAGGAGAAAAAGAAGAAGCAUAAUAGGAUCUACACAAAGGAGUUGAUGCUGGCGUUUCUGUUACUAACGGCUUCUGCGAGAAGUCUUUUAUCGGCUCAAGGUAUCCAUUUCUACUUCUUGUUGUUUCAAGGGUUGUCGUUUUUGCUCGUGGGGUUCGACUUGAUCGGUGAGCAGAUCGCGUCGUGAAAACGUCGAUAGGUAAAUUUACACGAAACGAAAUGAAGAGAGGGUUUUAGUAGAUAUUCUUGAACCCGAAACCAGAGCAGUUAACAUGAUACCACGGUACGAGGAAGUUGUGUAACUUGUGUUGUGGGGAUUGUUUUGUUGUUUUUAUUUGUUUUGGUCAAUUCUUUUGUAUGAAGUGGUUUAUAUAAUGUUUAGCUGAAACUUUAAUCAGUAGCAGUGUAUAUUAUUUAGGGAUUGCUCUUUUUUUCCAAUUCAAAUUCCUUUACUUGUUUCUAAA
Helianthus annuus (common sunflower) is the source of this 2757-nucleotide messenger RNA. RefSeq names its product probable xyloglucan glycosyltransferase 12. Lineage: Eukaryota; Viridiplantae; Streptophyta; Magnoliopsida; Asterales; Asteraceae. The transcript has 5 exons. Gene Ontology annotation, cellular component: Golgi apparatus. Gene Ontology annotation, molecular function: glycosyltransferase activity. The record is from RefSeq and is a predicted model, not a curated record. Bases 417 to 2480 code for a protein of 687 amino acids.